AAUCACCAGCCGCCAUGGGCGGCCGCAGUUCCAAAAACGACGCUCCACUGGAAUUGGAUGAAUCGCCGAAAAGCAGGGCCUUCACUAGGCAGGCACCGUUGGAUAAGACACCGAGUCCCAAGAGUCCGACCGGGCGGCCCUUCCUGGCCAGGAGUUGGUCAGCUUUGAGCGCUUCGGGGCGGAAAGACGACAACCGGCAGGAGCUGAUGGAGUUCUUAUGUCAGGUGCCCCUGCUGAGAUGCCUGCCACGAGCAAAAGUGGCGUUGCUGACGGAGGUGGUGGUGACCCAACGCUUCAGCCCUGGCAGCAAUGUCUUCCAACAGGGCGAUGAAGGAGACUCCUUUUUCGUGAUCCGCAGCGGUACCGCCGCCGUGGUCCGAGAGGAGGAGGACAACGAAGAAGAGUUGAUGAUUCUGAAGAUGGGCGACUUCUUCGGCGAACGCGCCCUGCUGACCUCCGACGUCCGCAGCGCCACGGUGCGCGCGGACACGCAGCUGACGGUGCUGGAGCUCUCCCGGGAACAGUUCGAUGCGAUGGGGCUCAGGGAGGAACUGGACUUCCACGGUCGCAAGAGUCUCUUGGUCGGGAGUCAUUUGGUGAACUCCCGCACACCAGCAGAGAAGACACGUGAAGAGCUGAAGUUCAUCCGCGACAGUGUGGCCAAGAAUGAAAAUUUGUCAAGCAUCCUGGACGUUCGAAACAUGCCGCAUUUUGCAGACCCCGCCUGGAAGGAAGAGUUUGGAGCGGGCCAAGCCGUGAUUGAACAGGGCGAUACGGAAGCAGAUUUCUUCUACGUGGUCCGCAGCGGUGACUUUCAGAUCAUCAUCGACGACAUGGUGACCGGAUCCCUCGGCAAAGGCGACUGCUUCGGCGAGUUGUCCUUGAUCUGCUCCGCGCCCCGCACGGCCACGGUGAGAGCCACGACUUUUUCCACAGCGUGGGUGUUGCCGCGAGGCUGGCUGAAAAGUGCGGCAGAAGAAUCAGCUCGCAUCGCCUCCAGGCUGGCCAUGGUGUAUUUGAACCAGGUGAAAAGCUUGGAUGUCCUGCUGCAAGCGGAGAAGGAGUUGAUUGCCCCCUUGCUCACCAAGUGCGAGUUCGAGAUGAAGGAGACCAUCUUCAGACUCGGAGAAGAGGAGACUUCCAUGUACAUCUUGACGAAGGGCCGCGUGCGCGUGGAGAGUGAUGAGGUGGUGGAGCUUGAUGCCGGCAUCUCUGAGGAUGGCAGCUCGCUGCGGGUGCACGUCUUCGGUGACCGGGCUUUGUUCGGAGACGGCUACAGCAGCGACAGGAGCAUCAAGGUCAGUUCAAGUAAAGCGACAUGUUACCGUUUGGAUGGCGUUGAUUUCAUGACCAUCUUCGGGUCUUGUCAAGACAUCCUGGACCAAAGUCGGAAGGGUAUUGACUUCACGGGGCUCGAAAGUGACGAUCGCAUGAACUUCUCUCGGCUGGUGCAGUUCCAAAAGAAGGAUUUGCAUCGCCUCACCUUCCUUCGGGCUGGGCAGUUUGGCAAUUUGGAGCUGUGGCACCACAACAAGACAGGUGUGCAAUACAUGGUGAAGUCGGUUUCCAAGGGAUACAUCAUGGAGCAGGGCUUGCAAAAGAAAAUCACUGAGGAGCGGGAUAUCAUGCUGAUGUUAGAUUCUUCUUUCAUCAUCUCCCUCUUCCAGACCUUCACAGGCAAUGAGAAGCUUUAUUUCCUGAUGGAGACUGCUUUGGGCGGAGAUCUCUACAGCGUUUACGUUAAGAACGCCUUGCAUGGUUCCCAAGCGCAUGCCCAGUUCUACUCCGCCUUGAUGGUGUUGGCCCUGGAACACAUCCAUGGUAAGCGCGUGGCUUAUCGAGACUUGAAACCCGAAAAUGUCUUUCUGAGCGCCACGGGCUACGUGAAAUUGGUGGAGUUCAGCUUGGCCAAAGUCGUCCACGGCAGGACUUACACCAUCGUUGGCACACCAGAGUACUUGGCACCGGAGAUGAUUGGUGUCUCUGGCCACAACCAGGCCGUGGAUUGGUGGGCCUUGGGCAUUUUCAUCUUCGAGUUGUUGGCAGGUCAGACACCCUUUGAGGGUUCGAACCCCAUGCAGACCUUCGGGAAAACCAUGGCUGGCAUGGACAAGGUAACGUUCCCUUCAAAGGUCAGUCCUUCUGCUCAACGCGUGAUUCAGGGACUCCUGAGACGCGCCCCAGCUUUCCGACUACCAAUGAAGAAAGGCGGUGUGAAAAACUUGAAAGAGGCAGAUUACUACAUAGAUUUGGAUUGGCGCCAGUUGCAAAUGCAGGCCGCCGAGGCUCCUUUCCAGAGUCGUCCGGAUGAGAAGAAUUUUCAAAGCGGCGCUGAGCCGCGGAAGGCGCCAUUUGUUCCUUUCCAGGACUGCCCAGGGCAACUUUCGAUGUUAAAGUUCAACCCGAGCCACUUGGUUCACACAUGUUCACUCUCCUGUUUCACGAGCUUUUGUUUGGCAACUCCCGAGGACGAUGGAAGUGGCUGGGACGUUGCUUUUGCCAGUUGGAAUCUGAAGGGCGACAUUAACGAAGCUUUCAGGGACUAAAUCGUCCCGCUGUCAAAAUGACAGCCCAUGGUGGCACAAACGAUCGCCUAUCUUCAAAGGGGGCGUGCCCUCCUGUACAGUCAGACUGUUUCAGGCGCGCGAACUGAUCACGACGUUAAAUUUGCAUCCAAUCAAUUUCUUGCGCCAUUGAGCAUAUUUCCAAGCGAAAGAGGCAUGUGAAAACAUCGUUAAAACCACGGCGAAGUCAACACGGUUGCAUGAUGCAGCUGGACGGCC
This is a messenger RNA of Cladocopium goreaui, 2783 nucleotides long. The record is from the annotation of a GenBank genome assembly. NCBI's taxonomy places the organism in Eukaryota, Dinophyceae, Suessiales, Symbiodiniaceae.